Molecule: messenger RNA, 603 nt
Organism: Lithohypha guttulata
Lineage: Eukaryota; Fungi; Ascomycota; Eurotiomycetes; Chaetothyriales; Trichomeriaceae
Exons: 1
Coding region: 1-603 (200 amino acids)
Source: RefSeq, a predicted model, not a curated record
AUGUCUACCUUGAACCUUGACACAGACACUUCUUUCACACCAGCUCACCUUACCUUGUUCUUGAAAUGUGGAAAGUCAACGAUUGUACUGUCCGUACUUCCCUCACAGUCUCUCACAGAAGUAAAAUCUUCACUACUUUCCAUCUUGGAGUCCCUCAACACCACCAACUUCCCUGGCACAACGACACCACUGCCAUCCGAUCCCGAAGAUCUCGAGCUAGGUAUCACGAAAGAGCGUCGGACCGGUCGAGACGCAUCGAAAGGAUGGAUCAACGUCGAAGACGCCUCGAGUCUUGUGGCAGCCUCGAAUGCAAAAGCUGGCAAGAGGAAAACCACACCAGCCGCAAGUGGCCCAAUCGAAACGAUUGGCGAUCUAGAACUGAGAGACGGAAGUUAUAUCGCUUACAGGCUGAGAAGAACUGUGGAUGAUUUGAUGGACGAGGACGUUGAGGAGGAGCCUGCUUGGAAUGUGGUUGUACCGAGCUACGACGAUGAGGAGAUGGAGGUCGAUGGAGCUGUUCCUCCUGCGGACGGGCGCAUGGAGGAUGAGGACGAUGAGGAGGACAUCCCCGUACCGGUUCCGAGAAACAAUUUGGCAAGAUGA